This is a messenger RNA of Malurus melanocephalus (red-backed fairy wren), 4248 nucleotides long. It is a transcript of the gene FAM114A1, whose product is annotated as family with sequence similarity 114 member A1. The transcript is spliced from 14 exons. Lineage: Eukaryota; Metazoa; Chordata; Aves; Passeriformes; Maluridae. The record is from RefSeq and is a predicted model, not a curated record. The coding region runs from base 73 to 1767 and encodes 564 amino acids.
GCCGACGUGGCGGGGCGGGGAAGGGAAGGAGCCGGGGGCGCGCCGGCCGGGGCACUGCUGAGCGAACUGAAAAUGUCUGAAGACAUAUCUGAUGGGACCCUGUCUGAAGAAAAACCUGAAGUAAUGGCAAUGCCCAGCAAUGAAGUAUUGUCUCACGACUCUGUACCACACCUUGUAGAAGMUGAUAUCUUGCAUGGGUCUUCACAAGAUGAACAUGGACAGGUCACUCAGAAUGUCAGUAACAGACAGGAAGGAGACAUAUUAAUUAAUGAAAACCCUUUGACAGAAAAACCAGUUGAAAAUAUACCUUCCAGUGAAGAGACAGCUGAAGACUUGCCCACCGAGUGCAUUGAAACUGUAAGCCUUGAUGCAGAACCUGAAUUGGAAGAAACACUGCAUGAACAAAGCAGUCCAGCUGCAGACUCCUCAGCUAAAGCAAGUAGAUGGGGAGCUUGGGGUACCUGGGGAAAGUCUCUUCUGUCAUCAGCUUCUGCCACAGUGGGUCAUGGGAUAACAGCAGUAAAGGAAAAAGCAGGAACUACCCUAAGAAUUCAUAGCGGAAGUUCAGCAUCAUUGGAAACAGCAGAGCCUCCUGCAGCUGAAAUUCCAAUUGCAGAAGCAGAAGAUUCUCUGGACCAAAGCUCUUCUGAGAAUAUUCCUUCUUCUCCUUCAUCUGGAUCUCGUGGCAUGCUGUCAGCUAUCACUAGUGCUGUACAAAACACCGGGAAAAGUGUAUUAUCUGGAGGCUUAGAUGCUUUGGAAUUUAUUGGGAAGACAACCAUGAAUGUCCUUGCAGAAAGCGAUCCUGGAUUUAAGAGAACCAAAACACUCAUGGCAAGAACAGUCUCACUAUCUCAGCUAUUGCGAGAAGCUAAAGAAAAAGAGAAACUGAGGCGGGCCCAGCAAGUUACAGUUGAAAGAACAGCACAUUAUGGACUACUUUUUGAUGAAUUCCAAGGUUUGUCUCAUCUUGAAGCUCUGGAAAUCCUGUCAAAUGAAAGUGAAGCUCAGAUUCAGUCACAUUUAGCAACACUUGAUGGAGAACAGUUGGAGACUGUGAAAAAUGAUUUAAUUGCUAUAAAAGAGAUUUUUGUUCCAAAGGAAUUAGAUAAUGAAGUGGUGCAGGCACAAAAAGCAGACAUGGGAGAAGAGUUUGUCAGCAUGCUCACGGAACUGCUCUUUGAAUUGCACGUUGCUGCUACUCCUGACAAACUAAAUAAGGCUAGGAAAAAAGCUCAUGAAUGGCUGGAAGAAGCCAGUUUGUCUACCCCAGUAGAUAUAGAAGAGGAGCUAAAAGAAAAGCCUGGAGAACCUUGUGAAGAAAAUACUCAAAAAGAUGAUAAAAUUGACAGUGAUAAAACCAAARCAGACAAAAGCAAAACUGUGGAGGAAAUAUACAUGCUGUCCAUUGAAAGUCUGGCUGAGGUAACUGCUCGUUGUAUUGAACAGCUUCAUAAAGUAGCAGAAUUAAUUCUGCAUGGGCAAGAAGUAGAAAAAACAGCUCAAGAUCAAGCAAAAGUACUGACAAAUUURACAAGUGCCAUGUGCAAUGAAGUUUCAUCUUUAUCAAAGAAGUUUACUGAUUCUGUAACAGCAGCUGGGAGCAGUAUGAAGGCUGAGGUUCUUAACCCCAUGAUCAACAGUGUGCUACUAGAGGGCUGCAACAGUACUACUUAUAUUCAGGAUGCUUUCCAGUUACUGCUUCCAGUUCUGCAAAUUUCCCAUAUCCAGACCAGUUGUUUGAAAGCCCAGGAGUUGUCAGCCUGACAGCAGCCACAGACCCAAUGUCUUUAACUGUGCCAAGAGAAGAGCUGGUAUGAGAGAUGUCUGGCCACUAGAUCUCUUUGAAGACACUAAAUGCAGUUUUGCACAUACAGUACUGAACAACAUUUUAAAACUCUUUCAGACUUUAGAAGUAGUUAGUAGAGUGAGUAAUUUUUUUUUCAGUAUAGUUCAUGCUUUGCAUUAAUUUAARUAGAAGUUUAGUGAUAUUAGCUUUACUUAAACACAGAUUUAAAUGUUGACGCUUUCCGUUGUAAACAAUGUAUGGAACAAAUUAGAAUGUAAAGUCUCUUAAAACACUUCACUUAAAAUGACCAUUUCUAUUGUUUGUAUUAUAAAUGUCAGUUAAAAAUGUGUAUUUCAAAAGCUGGUUUCAGUAUUUAAUUUUUGCCAAGRUGAACAAUUUAUCAUAGUGUUGAGUUUGUUAAAUAUUAUUUCCAGUAGCAAAUAAUAACAUCAWAUUAAUAUGUACCACUAACAUAACACUUCGUAUUAAAGGAGUUGCAUAGCAGUAGUAUUAACUUUACUAAAUUAAAAUUAUGGAGGAUAUGCAUAAAGAAUUACAGUGGAUAGAAAUUUUCUGAGCCAGUUUAGAGUACGGGUAUAACUCUCUAUUUGCUGACCCAAAACUUUAUAUUYGUUUAGGUCUAUUUUUUCAUUUUCCAUUCACUCCAUUUCUUCACGCCAGACAAAAGUAAUCUUUCUAAUAUGCAAGGGAUAUAAAAUUUCCACUUUGUUUGGCAAUUGAAACACCUCCUAAAUAAUUUUCUCUCAUAUGUAUUUCCAGAUUAGCACUUUGGAGUUUGCUGAUACCUACUGCUGACACCUAGUUCAAAAAUAGAAGUUGUAGUAAGUUAUGAGAGAAUUGCUUUGGGUGUGGAGGUGAUAUGUCAGAGCAAUCACAUUUUUUCCAAGGCAAUAGUUAGGCAGGGCAUAAACAAGCAACAGGAAUAACAUUUUGUAACAGCACUAGCAUCAUGCUAGUUUGUCCACAUCUUUUGCUUAAAAUCCUGAGCUGUGGACCUAAGAAUUUUAGUCUAGUUUACCUCUCAGACAGGAGAAACUUUCCAAUAUUUUACRUAGCCUGUUCUCUUGGAUUUUUGCCAUUUAUUAUGUUUCUUUCAGCUAUUUUGUAUUUUUUUUUCUCUUGAUAUACUCAUGAAUUGUAUUUAAAUGCUAAUUUUUACAGUUAACGUUUUAAUAUGUGUAAGUUUAGGUCAUAUAUCAUAAAAAUAAUGAAAUACAGCCUGAGGAAGUUUCUGUGUUUGAUAGAAAAGGGAAACCAUGUAUCUGCUUUGCACAUGGACUUCUUUGAGUCCAAGUAAGAGAGGACAGACAGAUCUACUUGUGUUUUACACUAYUAUGGUGUCUGUUCUGCUGUCACACUCACUGUGACUUUUCCAUUUUUUAUUGUUUAGAGAUGAAAUUUUCCCUAUCCCUGAAAUAAGGUUUAUUAUGCAAAAUCUAUUUUCUGGCACCCUGUAAUUUAACAGACUUAUCUUUCAGGGUAAGUAGAGGAUGUACAGUCUUCAAAUUCAUUUGUACAGGCUGCAUAUAAUAUCAGAAGCAUCCAGGGAUAAUGUYUGAAAUCAUUGAGGGGCAUUCUUAAAACAAAGAUUGCUUGUCUGAGAUACAUCUUACUAGAAGUUUCACUGUCUUGCUUAAAUUACACAUUUAUGAAUUAAGUACCUUACCCUGAAGUAAAAGAAACUAUAAAAAGUAGUGUGGGGUCUUAAAAUAUAGGAAGGGAAACAGGGCAGGAUAUGAGCAUAUGGAUACUCCCAUCUGAUCUUAGAUUCAGUCAUUUUGUCCUAGGAAAAUGGAACRUUUUAUCUUUAAAUCAAUUUUAGGUAAAUAAUAUUUCAGUAGAAAAGUACUAUAUGGAUGUAGCCAGAAUAUUUUGUUUACACUGAUUUGUAUUUUUCCACCACUCAAAUAAAUAAUUUGAGAUAYUGAACUGAGACAGUACAUUAAAAGGGAGUGGUUUGAAGAAUAAUGUGAUGGAAGUAUAUUCUCAGCGAAGUAAUUUACUUUCUGAUUUUGUGAUUAACCUUUGGAAUGGAUUUUAGUGGGAGACUGACAAAAACAGAUGUGUCCUUAAACUUUUAAUGUAUUCUUUCUUUCAUCAUUACCCUUUUCCAGGUCAGUACAUUGAGUGUGCCUUGGCACUUGGCAAACUAUUAGGUUUAAAGUACUCUUGAAAAUUACCUGUUCUCUUGAAUAGAUGUGUUUUCCAUGGCAUUCCAUUCACUUUUGAGCACACCCAUCCAGAAACAAAGGGGGCAGGCUURUGCACUAAGUUAGAAAUUUAUCAAGAUGAAGCAUAAAGCAAUGUCUGCAUACCUAGAGCCUUGCACAUGUUCCACAGUUACAGGUCAUCCCUGAAGAAUGAGCUGGAAUUAGACUGUUAGAGAAAUAAUUUACUGUAUAUUAAGGAUAUAUACUUAUUUUUUUGGUGGUUGGGUU